AUGGCUGCUGCCGCCGCCGGCGGUGGCGGUGGCGGUGGCAGUGGUGGUGGUGGAGGUGGUGCUGAUGGUGGCAACGCUGGCGGAGUCACUGCUACAGGAGAAGGCAGAGCCCCAGAGAAUCUCACACCAGCAACUGAAUGCACCAUCCUGUCUGUGACGUCACUUCGGUCUCCAGUCCUAGAGUUAGUCAUAUGGCUGUGCCCAAUGGCUAGGGAGGCUGGGAAGCUUAAUCCUUCCAGUUUUCCCAAAGGAGAGGAGAACUGGAUAUGGGUGGUGUCGGAGGCGGAGAAGAUCGUGGGCUACCCCACGUCCUUCAUGAGCCUCCGCUGCCUCCUGAGCGACGAGCUCAGCAACAUCGCUAUGCAGGUGCGGAAGCUGGUGGGGACUCAGCACCCGCUGCUCACCACCGCCAGGGGGCUUGUACAAGAUAGCCGGAAUAACCUCCAAUUGAGGGGCUUGGUGGUGCUACUUAUUUCUAAAGCAGCUGGGCCCAGCAGUGUGAAUGCUUCAUGUCAGAACUAUGACAUGGUCAGUGGGAUCUAUUCAUGUCAAAGAAGUUUGGCAGAGAUCACAGAACUUAUCCAUACUGCUCUCCUUGUACAUCGUGGAAUAGUAAAUUUAAGUGAAUUGCAAUCUUCUGAUGGGCCACUGAAAGACAUGCAUUUUGGAAAUAAAAUUGCUAUCUUGAGUGGAGACUUUCUUCUAGCAAAUGCCUGCAACGGACUAGCUCUGCUACAGAACACCAAGCCAGAAAGAACUUCCAGCUCACUAGAACAGAUUGCCAUCCCUCCCACAAAUAAGCCCGGCCUUACGCAUUUGGCAGCAUUGAAAAGGCUCCCUUCAAAAAGCCAAGUUAGAAGCUUCCUCCAGAACUCCUGUGAGUUAGUGGUUGUGGAACUUUUAGCAAGUGCCCUUAGGGACUUGGUACAAGGAGUAUACCAUGAAAAUUCUAUUUCAGCAAAGGAAGAUUCUAUCACAAAUGACAUUGGAAUAUCGACUUGGAAGGAGCAGACUUUUCUCUCCCAUGGUGCCUUAUUAGCAAAGAGCUGCCAAGCUGCAAUGGAAUUAGCAAAGCAUGAUGCUGAGGUUCAGGAUAUGGCAUUUCAGUAUGGGAAGCACAUGGCCAUGAGUCAUAAGAUAAAUUCUGAUCUCCAGCCUUUUAUUAAAGAAAAGACUAGUGACUCCACGACAUUUAAUCUGAACUCAGCUCCUGUAGUCUUACAUCAGGAGAUUCUUGGAAGAGAUUUGUGGAUUAAACAGAUUGUCGAGGCUCAAGAGAAAGGAAGAUUAGACUAUGCUAAGUUGCGAGAAGCAAUCAAAGCUGGCAAAGGUGUGACUUCAGCUAUUGACCUGUGUCGUUACCAUGGAAACAAGGCCCUGGCGGCCCUGGAGAGCUUUCCUCCCUCCGAGGCCAGAUCUGCUUUAGAAAACAUUGUGUUUGCUGUGACCAGAUUUUCAUGACACCAAAUUAAAAAGACACUAUUGUUCGUUAGCUGGAAAAACAGGGAUGAGGUGAUCCAGAGAGCUUUCAUAAUGAAAUAUCUCAAUUUGCUAAUGACUUUAAAAACAUACACAUGGUUUUUUCUUCUUUUUAUCACAUUGCUAAAUGCAUACUGCCAUCUUUUUGGAACUGCUACAAACAAAAUUAGAAGAAAAAAGGUCAAGCCGUUUUCCUUUGUCACGCCAGAAGCACACUUGAGGCUGCAGUAGCAGAAAUAAUUAAUGAGAUUCGCUCCUGUGACCUCAGCAAAUGGACAGGAAAUAAGUCCUUAUUGAUUGGACCGAGCCAGGGAUGGCGCCAGGGCGGUGGCCUGUGGUUUUCCUUCUAGAGAGGACAGAGCAAGCUGGGCGCUGCAGGUGUCAAGGGACACGCUGACAGUGCCAGCCUGGGGGACUGUCGCUUCAAAGACCAGUGACCAGAGGGCAGUUCAGUGAUUAAGAAAAACUAUGCUUUGUCUUCUGGCAGUUAUGUCUCUGUAUUUACAGACCCAGUGUGAAUAUACUUUGCACUUCAUGGUUUUUGUAAGAUUUGGGGAAAAUUGUUGGGGGG
Messenger RNA from Myotis brandtii (Brandt's bat), 2050 nucleotides. RefSeq names its product prenyl (decaprenyl) diphosphate synthase, subunit 2 (gene PDSS2). Gene Ontology annotation, cellular component: transferase complex; mitochondrion. Gene Ontology annotation, biological process: ubiquinone biosynthetic process; isoprenoid biosynthetic process. The record is from RefSeq and is a predicted model, not a curated record. Gene Ontology annotation, molecular function: prenyltransferase activity. Bases 1 to 1461 code for a protein of 486 amino acids. Lineage: Eukaryota; Metazoa; Chordata; Mammalia; Chiroptera; Vespertilionidae. The transcript is spliced from 11 exons.